Messenger RNA from Neodiprion fabricii, 3235 nucleotides. RefSeq names its product RNA-splicing ligase RtcB homolog (gene RtcB). Gene Ontology annotation, biological process: tRNA splicing, via endonucleolytic cleavage and ligation. The transcript has 11 exons. Gene Ontology annotation, molecular function: RNA ligase (ATP) activity. Lineage: Eukaryota; Metazoa; Arthropoda; Insecta; Hymenoptera; Diprionidae. Gene Ontology annotation, cellular component: tRNA-splicing ligase complex; nucleus. The coding region runs from base 168 to 1688 and encodes 506 amino acids. The record is from RefSeq and is a predicted model, not a curated record.
CUGUUUCCGUCGAUAAAAACACACGCGUAAUCUACCUAACUGAAAUCUAACCUAAAAACCGGCAUUACUUGCCAGCUCUUUAAGGACAUUCGUGAUCAGAAAACUUGAAAAACUAUUUAGAAGUAGUAUCAAAGUUUCGAGAUACAGGCACUUAAUUGAUAAGAAACAUGGUUGUCCGUCAGUAUCAGGAAGAAUUGAAGUACCUAGAAAAAAUCAACGAUUACUGCUGGAGAAUUAAAAAGGGGUUUCAGCCAAAUAUGAAUGUCGAAGGUAUAUUCUAUGUAAACAAUACCCUGGAACGUCUAAUGCUAGAAGAAUUACGCAAUUCCUGCCGACCUGGUAUGGUAGGUGGAUUUCUACCAGGAGUAAAGCAAAUUGCUAAUGUGGCUGCUUUACCUGGCAUUGUAGGGAGGUCUGUCGGAUUACCAGAUGUUCAUUCCGGAUAUGGAUUUGCCAUCGGCAAUAUGGCGGCAUUCGACAUGAAUGAUCCCAAAUCAAUAGUCUCCCCUGGAGGUGUAGGAUUUGACAUAAACUGUGGCGUAAGGCUCCUUAGGACUAAUUUAUUUGAGAAGGAUGUCCAGCCUAUAAAAGAACAACUAGCUCAAAGCAUGUUCGAUCACAUACCUGUUGGUGUCGGAUCAAAAGGAAUCAUACCCAUGAAUGCCAGGGAUUUGGAAGAGGCCUUAGAAAUGGGAAUGGAUUGGUCUCUUCGUGAAGGCUAUAUUUGGGCAGAGGAUAAAGAACACUGCGAGGAAUAUGGUCGUAUGCUCAAUGCAGAUCCUUCAAAAGUGUCAAUGAGAGCUAAGAAACGUGGUCUGCCACAGUUGGGUACGCUGGGUGCAGGAAACCAUUAUGCGGAAAUUCAAGUAGUCGAAGAAAUCUAUGAUAAAUGGGCAGCUAGCAAAAUGGGUAUUGAAGACAAAGGGCAAGUUUGUGUCAUGAUUCAUUCUGGCAGCAGAGGAUUUGGACAUCAAGUUGCUACUGAUGCUCUUGUACAAAUGGAGAAGGCUAUGAAGCGCGAUAACAUCGAAACAAACGAUCGGCAGUUGGCAUGUGCACAUAUUCAUUCAACUGAGGGACAAGACUAUUUAAAGUCAAUGGCUGCAGCAGCAAAUUUUGCUUGGGUUAAUCGUAGUUCUAUGACAUUUCUUAGUAGACAGGCGUUCGCAAAACAGUUUCACAUGUCACCUGAUGACUUGGACAUGCAUGUAAUUUAUGAUGUAUCCCAUAACAUUGCCAAAGUUGAAGAACACAUUGUUGAUGGCAAACAGAAAACUUUACUAGUUCAUAGAAAGGGUUCAACACGUGCUUUCCCACCUCACCAUCCGCUCAUUCCAGUUGAUUAUCAGUUGACGGGACAACCUGUAUUGAUCGGAGGUACCAUGGGGACAUGUAGUUAUGUUCUCACAGGAACUGAAGAAGGCAUGAAAGAAACUUUUGGGUCAACAUGUCACGGAGCGGGCCGCGCAUUAUCGCGUGCAAAGGCACGACGAAACUUGGAUUACAAAGACGUAUUAGCCAAACUGGAACAAUCUGGCAUAUCGAUCAGGGUUGCAUCACCGAAUUUGGUCAUGGAGGAGGCUCCUGAAUCUUAUAAAAAUGUGACUGAUGUAGUUAACACAUGUCACGCGGCCGGAAUAUCCCGAAAAUGCAUUAAACUGAGGCCUAUUGCUGUCAUAAAAGGGUAAAUUUACAGAAAAAAAUUGGAAUUCCCGGAUUUUGUGUAAUUGCGAUUGACAUAAUAAUCUUGCGAUAUUUUCACAAUGCAUUUCAGUAAAGCGUAACCCUGUUAUAGAAGGGUUGGUUUAUUGUCAAUAAUAAAAACAAAUCGCAAACUUUAUGCAACUUAACUGUGAUAUUUCCUUAAUUUAUAAUUUUUAAUUAUUGAACGGUUGUAAUUUAUUUUACCCAUUCUUAUUGACAGUUAAUGCAGUUCUUAAUAAAUACAGCAGUAGGCGAUGUUUAUUAUUGAGUUAAAUUUAUAAUUCAUUCAAAUAUAACUUCUUCGUCUAAUACGAUCAGACGAAACAUUGUUAGUUUUCACAAAUAUGUAAUUAUUAAGGCGCUUACUAUAAUCAUUUGCAUUGAAAAUUUAAAAGAAAAACAAGUGCUUUGGCUGAUCUUGAGAGCUGACUCAAAAACUUCCCGCUCCGAUGCGUUUACAGGCCAUAAAAAUAAAUAAAUAAAAUUGUUAUUUUUUUUUUUUUUUAUGAUCCUCGUAAAAGAAGAGUUGUCACGAAAUCUCGAAGUUCGAGUUAUUUCUGAAGCUGCUAUAGACGUAUUUUGAUUGGCUGUCGAUGUCGUGUUCGGAGUUUGUUUAUGUGCGUAUUUCAGAUCGUAGAAAAAAGUAAGAAACAAUUGCAGCUCAUCCGAUCCCGAUCGUGUCAGAUACAUUUAUUUAGCGACGCGAUCGUGUCAAAUAAAUUUAUUUAGCGACAAGAGUGAAUAAGUGAUGGAGAAAUUUAGUAAGAGCGAUUUUACGUCGAGCGAGGAACUCGAUGCGUUAACAGCGGGUGAUAAUACAACAGACCUAACAGUAAUAUUGUUAUUAAAAAAGUUAUAAGACAAUUAAAGAAAAGCGCGCGCGUUGACCCUAGUGAUGGUAAAAUGAAGUGACUUUAAAGCUGAAUCAUCCGAAUCUAUUCAUUCGUUUCAGAGAUCGAACAAAGAAUUGAUCACAUACGAACGCACACACACACAUGCCAAGCCAUCCAUCUGAGCAUGGUCGGAGACGAUUCUUUAAUCUUAAACUAUCGACAUUUAGUGAUAACUCACCUUUUCGUUUUAAGGGUGGUUAUAGUAACUUGAAAAUAAGAGCGGGAAGUUAAAAGGAGAAACAAAGAAGCUAUUUAAAUUCACUAACUUUUUAUUUUGCUUUUGUUAACAUUUAAACAAAAAAUAUCAUAUUAUACAGAUGUAACUAGAUACAAACUAUGUACUACCUUGAUUACAGCAGCAAAAAUUUUAAUAAUAUUGUUACAAAUAGUUUUGUACAAGAAAUUUAAUUUUCACUUCAGAUAUGUGAAAAAUGAUGACGUCAUAUUGUGUACAAUCUCAAUCUUAAUAUCUGCAAACAUUAGUUCACAUAUAAAAAAAUUGAUGGUAAAACAUAAUCUAAGAGUCAAAAUGGCGUACAAGUACCUCCGGCCACCUGAAAUGCAAUAAAUUCUAUUCGUGGCUAAAGCCAUGAAUCUACAUUUUCUAAGCAAAUAUUGAAAUGAAUCUUUGGAGCGUG